This is a messenger RNA of Coniophora puteana RWD-64-598 SS2, 1143 nucleotides long. RefSeq lists its product as uncharacterized. The coding region runs from base 162 to 809 and encodes 215 amino acids. The record is from RefSeq and is a predicted model, not a curated record. The transcript has 2 exons. NCBI's taxonomy places the organism in Eukaryota, Fungi, Basidiomycota, Agaricomycetes, Boletales, Coniophoraceae.
GCCACCAAAGCACGCCCUCGGUCGACUCCAUCGUCCACGUCCUCUCCUCUCUCUUCGCCUCCAUCGUACCGUCUGUCUCCACCUGCCCUAGGCGUUACUGCCCCCCUCACCCUCAGGCCUCUGCUAUUUGCAAAAGUCACUAGUCACUCCUUGACGAAAUCAUGAGCCAGAGCAGCAGCAACAGCAACUCCCAGCCCAACACCGGCUCCCAGUCGGGCUCGGGGUCCGCCAGCGGCACCGGCAGCAGCUCGGGCAACGCCCUGCCCAGCAUCCCCGCCAACGCCCCACAAGGCCAGAUCGUCAUCACCCAGCCGCCCCAGCAGUCCACGUCGUACUACAAGGUCGCGCCCUCGCAGACGAUCACCUUCGGCUGGAACUUCACCGACCUGUACGUGACGCCCACGUCGCUCACGAUCUCGGCCGUGUGCAGCGACGGGAACACGUACCCGGUCGGCCCCACGAACGGCAUCAUCCCGGGCGACGCGACGAGCGUGGAGUGGUACCCGUACGGGUACCAGCAGUCGAAUAUGGCGGCGCCGUUCGCACAGGCGACGUACACGCUGCACAUAUGGGGCGACCAGGGCCCGAGCGCCGUUGCGGCGCCCGGGUAUCUUACGCCGAACAGUGACGUGCAGUUUGCGCUGUACACGCCUGAGCCGUAUACACCUUUGACCAGCGGGUGGCAGUGUCCGGGCUGUUCGGGGUCGAUGGCGACGUACGUUGCGGAUCCCGCAUUCGUCGGUGUCGCCGCGACGCUGCUGAUCACGGUGCUCUCCGGGUUUGGGAUGCUCAAUCGUAUCCCUCUGUAAUCAAAGUACACUCGGGUUGUCCCCAAGGUGCUGGCCACCUGAGCCGAGAUGAUCGGAUAGCGUGAUCUCACUACGGCUCAGGGGCCUAAUGUAACACCUUUGACUAUACCUGUAGCACAACGGACUGCUACGAUCGACACUUGCAGAUCUGGGGACUGGCGACAUUUUUUCCAUGGACGCAUGGUUGGUAGAUGGAUAGGUUUCAUGUACACGCUCACGACGGAUUGACAUUGGACAAUAUUCAGUUACGAUAGUGAUACUGUUUAGUGCUUUUAUUUACUGCUGUAGACAUUCAUUAUCCCUACCCCUUCUCGAUGGGCCACCCGUUAUUAAU